UCGGCCUCCCAAAGUGCUGGGAUUACAGGUGUGAGUCACCAUGCCCAGCUGUAUUGGGUAUUUAUGAAAUUUUAUAAGGAUAUCAUUUGGAAAAAGGGACAUCUUAUUGAGGUUUUUCUAGGAACACGUGUCAUCUUUCCACUUACUCCAUUCUGCUUUGAUAGAAAUUUAAAAAUUCUUCCAUGAGGACGAUUAAAUAUUGAUUAUGAGUCUUAUUUACUACUUGAUUAAAUUUGGUCUAGAGUAAACUGCUUGCAACCUUCAGAAUAUUCUCUCUUGGUAUAACCACAUGGGAUGAGCUCAAUUCCCCAGUGGACAAGUUGUGACAACAAGUGUGACAUAUGUCUACUAGGAAAGCUCAUUCAAGACUCAGUGCCCAGAGUGUUUUUUGGGGGCUAGUCUCCUAGGCACCGCUGCUAGUUUGGAGCAAAAGAGUAGGCUUUCAGAAGGAAAACAGUUCAGUCAGUACCAUCCUGUUUGUCAAUAGUAAACCGUUUAGCCACAGUGAGCCACUUUGUCACUUAGGUUGAUGGGAUCCCUCUUGUAGUCUAAGUUCCCCCUGAUGGUAGCAAAGGUCGAACUUGGUGAACAGGCCUUUCUAAGGAGACCCAGACUCAGGACUGCUGAAAGGAGUGCUGUCUGCGCACCAGGUGGCGGCAGUUUGUUGUGACGGAGAGAUCCUCUCUGCAAAGAGCAUUCGGGGCAACGCAGCAGCACAACUGACUCCCUGGACCCACCACGGAGAGGGUGUUCCUCCUCUGCGGCUGGCUCUCUGAGUAGGACUCAGUGGCCUUUGAGGAUGUGGCUGUGAACUUCACCCAGGAGGAGUGGGCUUUGCUGAGUCCUUCCCAGAAGAAUCUCUACAGAGAUGUGAUGCUGGAAGCCUUCAGGAACCUGGCCUCUGUCGGAAUCCAAUGGAAAGACCAGGACACUGAGAAUCUGUACCAAAAUCUGGGGAUUAAGCUAAGAAGUCUGGUGGAGAGACUCUGUGGACGUAAAGAAGGGAGUGAACACAGAGAAACCUUCAGGCAGAUUCCUGAUUGUCACCUGAACAAGAAAAGUCAUACUGGAGUGAAACCAUGCAAAUGCAGCGUGUGUGGGAAAGUCUUCCUCCGUCAUUCAUUCCUGGACAGGCACAUGAGAGCUCAUGCUGGACACACAAGAUCCGAGUGUGGUGGGGAAUGGGGAGAGAAGCCCCGUAAACAGAAACAACGUGGGAAAGCCUCCGUCUCUCCCAGUAGUGGUGCACAGCGCACAGUAACACCAACUCAAAAGAGACCUUAUGAAUGCAGGGUGUGCGGGAAAGCCUUUAAUUCUCCUGAUUUAUUUCAAAUCCAUCAAAGAACUCACACUGGAAAGAGGUCCUAUAAAUGCAGGGAAAUAGUGAGAGCCUUCACCGUUUCCAGUUUCUUUCGAAAACAUGGCAAAAUGCAUACUGGAGCAAAACGCUAUGAAUGUAAAUACUGUGGAAAACCUAUCGAUUAUCCCAGUUUAUUUCAAAUUCAUGUUAGAACUCACACUGGAGAAAAACCUUACAAAUGUAAACAAUGUGGUAAAGCCUUCAUUUCCGCAGGUUACCUUCGGACACAUGAAAUCAGAUCGCACGCGCUGGAGAAACCCCACCAAUGUCAGGAAUGUGGGAAAAAAUUCAGUUGCUCCAGUUCCCUUCACAGACAUAAAAGAACCCAUGGUGGAGGGAAACUCUACAAAUGUCAGAAAUGUGCCAAAGUCUUUAGAUGCCCCACAUCCCUUCGAGAACAUGAAAGGGCGCACACUGGAGAAAGACCUUAUGAAUGUAAUAAAUGUGGUAAAACCUUCAAUUAUCCCAGUUGUUUUCGAAGACAUAAAAAAACUCAUAGUGGAGAAAAGCCAUAUGAAUGUAAAAGGUGUGGUAAAGCCUUUGGGUCGUGCAGUUCCCUACGAAGACAUGAAAUGAUUCACACUGGAGAAAAGCCCUUUGACUGUAAACAGUGUGGUAAAGUCUUUACUUUUUCAAAUUACCUUAGGCUUCAUGAAAGAACUCAUUUGGCUGGGCACAGGCCGUGCUUUGGCAGGAGGUAGGUGGAUCACCUGAGCCCAGGAGUUUGAGACCUCAGAUAUCCCAGUUCUAUUCAGAGCCUCAGAUAUCCCAGUUCUAUUCAGAUAUCCCAGUUCUAUUCAGAGCCAUAAAAGGACUAAUACUGGAGAAAAAUUGUAGAAAUAUACAGAAUAUGGGGAAACUCUCAUCGCUAUCAUCUCCAUUCAAAGACACAUGUCAGUGCACAGUGGGGAUGGAUGAUACGAAUCGAAGAAUACACACUGGAUGGAAAUGUUAGGAGUUUGGAAAAUACAGGAAACUUCAAUUUUAACAAUUAUUAAAAUUCACAUGGGCUGUG
This is a messenger RNA of Macaca mulatta (Rhesus monkey), 2375 nucleotides long. It is a transcript of the gene ZNF101, whose product is annotated as zinc finger protein 101. Gene Ontology annotation, biological process: regulation of transcription by RNA polymerase II. Lineage: Eukaryota; Metazoa; Chordata; Mammalia; Primates; Cercopithecidae. The record is from RefSeq and is a predicted model, not a curated record. Gene Ontology annotation, molecular function: RNA polymerase II cis-regulatory region sequence-specific DNA binding; DNA-binding transcription factor activity.